AUGACUAUUCACGCCAUCUCGAAUGUUGCUAUAUUCAAUGGACGCAACCUCCAUCCUCCUGGCAAUCUCAUUUUCCAAGCCAGCCCGGGAGAUAUCCUCGGCGUCGAGGCGGAAGCAAGAGAUCUCUCGGGUAUCAACGCCAUAGUCGAGGGGUCAGGUUGUACAUUACUCCCGGGCCUCAUUGACUCAAACAUCGAUACUGCCGCGAUUAAUAGGGACCUGCAUAUCUUUGCCUCGUAUGGAAUCACUACAGUUCUCGAUAUGAGCAGCACAGAAACCGAGAUCCAAGCCAUGAGGGCAGAGGCCGCCGCGGAGCCAGGACUGCCUUCAUAUCUGGCGUGCGGGCCCUUAGCGACAGCAGAGAUCGCCCACAGUAACCAGUUUUAUCCGCGGCGUGAGAACAGAAUCGUCCGGUCCCCGGCUGAGGCUGAAAACUUCGUUACCUCUGGAGUCAACGGUCCAAGCAAGGCCGACUACAUUAGAGUGCUCGUCGACCUGCCGGGGAUUGAUAGCGAGGUACUUACCGCCCUUGUACAUGCAGCACAUCGACACGGGAAGCUGGCUGUCGCGCACGCCAUUCAGAAGAUCGGAUAUUCUCGAGCCUUGGAAGCGGGAUUUGAUGUUAUCACCCUGAUACCUAUAGACGGGCUCAUAGAUGCUGACAUGGCCAACAGGCUCGCCGCGCGUGGCACAGCGUGCAUCCCUACCCUUUGUAGGGCACGAGCACUGGUUCAACUGCUCCUCCUAGAAGGAGUAGAGGGUGCGUCGGGCAUCGACUUGAACUUCGACUACGCGUUGGCCAAUGUCAAGAUACUCUAUGACGCCGGCGUACGUAUCUGUGCGGGGACAGAGGCAAACCAGACAUCCAAUGCGCCCGUGUCGAUUGGCGAGAGCCUUCAUGACGAAUUAGAGCUCCUUGUUCGCUCCGGGAUGUCAACCAUUGAUGCACUGAGAGCUGCAACGGUUGUUCCUACGCUGGUUUUUGGUCUGGACGACCGCGGUGUGCUCUCGUCUGGUAGGAGGGCGGACAUGCUGCUAAUUAAAGGGGAUCCGCUACAGGACAUAACAGCCACCAGAAACGUUCGCAAAUGCGAUAUCCGACGCCCAGAGUGUUCACAAUGUGUUCUUUCGGGAAAAGAAUGUUACUUCCCCGCUUCAAGAAAUAGGGCAGGGCAAGAGGAGUUGGCGCAUAAACUGCAAGCAGUUUCUGAAACCGAAUCUUCGCUCCGGAUGAUCCUCGAUCUUUUGCGAGAGGGCCCAGAGACACACUCUGCUCAGCUUCUACGCAAUAUCCAAGCGGCAUCAUCAAUCAAUGACUUUGUCGAGUCUUUUAGCGAUGCCAGUCUAUUGCUAAACCAUGCUUUGCUACCACCAACCUUGUCAAGCUUGCCUGCCGAAAAUCUCCAAGUCCAUUCUCCUUCGAGUGUGGCCAGCCGUUUGCCCAAGACGCAAGAGCCUUUCGCCGUUGCAGACGACAUAGUCGCCAAAUUUCCCCAUGGAAUCUUGCCUCUCUCGCAAUGGACUUCUUUAUCCGUGGAUGACAGGUAUCUGACGCAUCUACUAAAUCUUUUUGCCACCUGGGACAACACACUCAGCAACAUUGUCGUUCGAAGCACCUUUUUGAAGGAUCUCCAAGCGGGGCCUGCUGAGCCAAGGAAGUUUUGUUCAAGCUUUCUUGUCCAUUCUAUUAUCGCAGUCUCUCAUCUUUAUAUCUCUCAAGGAGCAUCACUGCCGCAUACCAAAGAGUUGCGCUCCAAUGGUCGUAUAUUUACUGAUGAAGCACUUCGGAUACUUUCCAAGGAGCGUCAACAUCUAUCAAUAACUCUGGUUCAAGGAUUGGCUCUACUUUGGACUUACGAAGUUAAUUACGGGAACAAGGUACAGGCAGUGGCUCUUCUUGAUGAGUUUUAUUACGUUCACAGUAAUUUAGGACUUAGCGACAUAGAAAUACCUCGAACGGAUGGUGCACAGGCCCCUCAGGAUCCUCGGCUGGCGCCAGAAUGGCAAAUCAUCUCCAGCAUCAUUUGGGCAAUAUUCUGCUUGGAAGCAAAGCUUUCUUUAUCCCUCUCGCGCGCGAUGCGAAUCAAACGGCCACAAAUACUCAGGUCUUUCGAGAGCGCCUAUUUAUCCAUUUUUGCAAGCCACGAUGCACCAGAAAAUUCAUGGUCGCCGUAUCCCGACGACUGUUGGCCUCGGCCAUCAUUGUUUCGGGAAGUCUUCACACUCGAAUGCCAACUCGCUGAAUUGAUCCAAGAAGCUUCUUUGUUCUUUGCACCAAGGGAGCACAAAUCACCUGUUCAAAGUUAUGAUGAGACAAAGGCUAUCUACGAGAAGCUGCUGAGAUGGGGCGCUUGCACUUCACGGGGAUUUCUGACGAAUAAUGGUUUACUGCCGUCGCUUCUAUUUCUCAAUGUCACAUAUGAAAUGGCCCUCCUUAAACUCUUGAGCUGCCUUUGUCGUUUCCAUAUCCAAGAUUGGAUACAUGAAUCAGCAGAGUCGACCCAGGCCUCGUAUGGGGCCUCAUGUGAUGGUAGGCAGCCUACUUGCGCCGCAUGCGACGAACGGUCGGAUGAAUGCGUCUACGAAAGCAAAGAGUCGAGACAAAUAAAAAUCGACAGCAGCGGGCAAGUUCUCGUCGAAGCUAUACAGAUCCUUAAUGCCGUACCACCUCAAGAGGCAGCAAAGCUCUUGGUGACGUUGAGAAACAUCAAGGAUGCGCCUACAAUUCUGGCGUGUCUGCGGGACGCAUUCACCAAGUUAGUGAUACAACCGUCCACGAUAGCAGCUAUCAGUGGCACGGCGCAAAGGCGUGAUAUAGACAUCGAGCUCGAGACUCGACACCCGCUUGUAUAUCCAAUCCUCAUUCCCAUCGAUAUCAGCUCCCCCGAGAGCCCCUUCAGACGGCUGGUUGAGUCUAGCGGCAAUCUUCCUCGUCCGUUUAUCCCGUAUGCUCCCCUCAACUCUCAAGAACCCGAUAUGACGUCAGGUUAUCCUAUCCAGCAAAGGCUUGUGCAGCACAACGGAGUGAUGCCGCAAUUAUCCCCGCCGCAAACGCCUCCACACGAACAGCUGAGCGGCCUCAAAAUAAACCGGUGGACUAAUGUCACAGUCACGGAUGAUUUUGCGUCUCGCAUCAUCUCGCUGUAUCUUACGACGGACCACCCACUCUUAAGCUCCUUCGACUCAAAGCUGUUUACGCAUACUCUCGUGACUAUGGAAGGAGAGUACUGCACCUCGCUCCUUGUCAAUUCUCUUAUGUACUGGGCCUGUCAAAUGUACAGCAGUCUUGAUACAGAGGCGUUAAAUUUGGUAGAUGCCUUUUGCGAAGAGGCUGAGACGCUGUGGAAGUCAGAGCGACCAGCGCCGUCGGCCUUGACCAUGGUUGCUGCCCAGUUCUUGAGCUUUGGUUAUCUAGUCCAAGGAAAAGACCACGCCGUGCUGCAGUACCUGUCUGAAGCUAUAAAGAUAGGAACUCAGCUGGAGCUAUUCGGAGUGAAGCCGAAUGUUGGUGAUGCUCGUUUGGAUAAUUUGACACCAGAGAUGGCGAAAGCCACUGCAUAUUCAGCAUGGGGAGUAUUCAACUGGAUCACGCUCAUGGGCUUAUUCUACCACCAGCCGGGCAUCGAAUAUCUCAAAUCCCCCCCGACCCUUGCCAUACCGGAUGACGGCGACGACGAGAGAGCAGCCGAACAAGACUUGGGAGACAUGCAGUCGGUAUUGCCGCAAUUUAUUGGUCAGACAUUUCGUGCGCUUUGCCAGUUUUGGCGUAUUAUGCACGAGGUGGCUGCUGUGUACUAUGGCGCUGGUUCAGCAGCAAUCCCUGAGCGUGUGCCGCUGCACUUUGCGGAGAACAAGUUUCGGGAACUCUUGGCUUGGGCGGAUGGCCUACCCAUGAACCUGGUUCGCAGCGAGCGGAAUCCACACCACGUGGUGAUACUUCAUCUUUGGUUGCACGCGGCCAUCCUAGAUAUAUUCCGGCCGUUCCUCCAGAAUCCCGGUGCCAAGAUGCUCCGUGUCGCGACCUUCUCUUCUUCAGGUAGCACUCCGGACGCAAUAUUUGCGGCGUCGGUCCAGCAGCUCAAGCGGCUCAUCAUCAUCUACCGUUUCAACUACACGUCCUCGGCUUACACCAUUCUCUGGCAUACAGCCCUGCUUUACGUGGCCAACGCGCUGCUGCGAACAAAGGGAGAAAAUGACUGGCUCUUCUAUUUCCUGCUCUGCUUGUAUGGCUACGAAGGCUUACGACCAUCAUAUCGCGUGGCUGAGGCCGUCGCCGGGGGGCUUUUAUCGAUGGCGAUGCGUAGUGGCGACAUAUCAAGUGACGAGGCGCGGCGGGUCAUGGCACAUCUGCAGGAGAGAGGCCAGGAGCUGGACUCGAGCGAAAUCCGCGCGACGUUCAUGGUCGACUUGGACCUGGCCAUGUCAGACCCUGUUGCGGCGACAGCGGAGACGCUGGCGUAUUCAUUUCACGAUAUUGCCAUGAUGAUGGAUUAUACGACCAUAUAUGAAAAUUAA
Messenger RNA from Trichoderma harzianum CBS 226.95, 4515 nucleotides. RefSeq lists its product as hypothetical. Gene Ontology annotation, biological process: regulation of DNA-templated transcription. The transcript has 13 exons. Bases 1 to 4515 code for a protein of 1504 amino acids. Lineage: Eukaryota; Fungi; Ascomycota; Sordariomycetes; Hypocreales; Hypocreaceae. Gene Ontology annotation, molecular function: zinc ion binding; hydrolase activity, acting on carbon-nitrogen (but not peptide) bonds; DNA-binding transcription factor activity, RNA polymerase II-specific. The record is from RefSeq and is a predicted model, not a curated record.